Messenger RNA from Zophobas morio, 8637 nucleotides. RefSeq lists its product as uncharacterized. The transcript is spliced from 19 exons. NCBI's taxonomy places the organism in Eukaryota, Metazoa, Arthropoda, Insecta, Coleoptera, Tenebrionidae. The record is from RefSeq and is a predicted model, not a curated record. Gene Ontology annotation, molecular function: serine-type endopeptidase activity. The coding region runs from base 129 to 7766 and encodes 2545 amino acids.
UUGCACCCUCUGUGUACACAUUGUUCUACUUGUGAAACUACGAUGCCUCGGUCGUAUCGCUUCUUAAUCUAACCUAUUGUUUUUUUCGAGUUUUGGUGUGAAAAGGCUUUCUUUUUUAUCGGGUCAUCAUGCCGCUGUUGUUUACGGUUCUCGUGUUCUUGUUGUUGUGCAGCACGGGGUUUUUGGUCAAUCCGGUCAGUGCGGGUGAUCCGGCGCCGGGGAGGUCGCCGGGGCCGCCGGAAGGCACGGUGGCGGCGGCGGUGGCGGAUGGGUGCGAGAUGGACGCUGGCGAAGAGGCGGACGAUGGCAGUGAGCUGGAGGUGGAGGUUACCCAUGCACUGUUCAGGACGGAGGUGGUGGUGCCAGGGAUCGAAUAUCAGGUCGUUUUGAAGAGAAUAAGAAAAGGACCUGUCAUAGCGUUCACAAUAAAGUCCCGGAUCGACGACUUUCCGUUGGGAAAAUUCAUCAAUAGUGCCGAAGGGUUGGAUUGUCGACCGCACGUCUUUAAAAGUCAAUUGGACGAGUCGCCGUUAACGCUUAACUGGACUAUAGAGGUCGACGAGGACAUUCAAGCAGGCAAUCUAACCUUCGAAAUAAACUACAAAAUAUCUGGCGACCCUCCGGUCUACAGAACAUUAUACACGCUUCCAGCAUUUCGAGAUUGUCAGCUCCGCCUAAAGAAGCCCGAAGCAAUAAUCAGCUCCACCGACCUCUCGCCCACCGUCGACUGCCAAGUGUGGUUCCCGGUCCACGGCACCGGCCACAGCCUCGUCGUGGAACUGACCCGCCUCAACGUCCCCUGCUCCAGAGGCUACGUGCACUUCUCGGGGCUCAACGUCAGCAACCAACACCAGCACUUCCGUAGCCACAGGCAGGCGCAUCUGUGCGGCAAGCUCGAGGAGUUGGCCGAGAGCGACCGUCACGUCUACUUCCCCUUCUCGCACACACCGCCCGUCAUGCACACCCACGGAAAUCCGGUCUUUACUUUGUCUUACCAUCUGGUGGACUAUUGUUAUAACGUCACUUUUGUUACGAGGAAUGGGAGCUUCGAGCUGAAACCGACGGGGGAGCUGCAGUGUACUUUCAAGAUAUAUUUGCCGUAUGGGAAUAGAGUGGCGAUGAGUCUGCAGAUUGGGGAUAGUAGCUCGACAGGGACACCGACGACCGACCUCCUCACCAAGGAUUCGCGCCCUCCUUCCGCCCAGUGCGACGGUCUGCUCACCCAGCUCCACGACGGCGACAACAUCUGGUCCCACUGCACGAAAACCGGCGACGCCGAGCGCCGGAUCGAGGUGGUGUCGAGGGCGAAUCGGGUGGUGUUGAAAGUGAUCGUUCGGAGUAAUCCCGCCAAAGGCGGCGGCGGCGCUCUCGGUUUACGUAUGCAGUACCACGCGGCGCCCAUCCAGGAGAUCGUGGGCGGAUGCGGUUUCGGCUGGGUCACGUUGAAACAAUUUUGCGUGGCCGCGGUCGAAGAAGCCAAGCUGCCGUGGGCUCAGGCCGAGAUGGAAUGUGGAAGGAGGGGAGGGCAUCUGGCGAGCAUCAGGAGCGAACAUGCACAGAAUGUCAUUAAUAAUCUUCUGAUUAACAGCCCCGGUUAUCGUGAUCAUAACGCAUACUGGAUCGGCGCCUCCGACAAGAUCGUCGAAAGCGACUUCCGUUGGUCCGACGGUCUUCCCUUUUCAUACACAAAUUGGUUCCUCGGCUGGCCUCAACAUGGCCAUUACAAUCGUCAACCCAACGAUGAUGGCCUUAGCGAGCAGGACUGCGUGGAAGUUAGGAGGAUUUACUCGCUUCCCUCAGCGUCGGCCAGUUUGGCUUCGGCUUUUAUGUGGAACGACAGGGAUUGUUCCACACCUAAUUAUUUUAUUUGCGAACGGCUGCAAACCGACGAGCCCCUCGAAGACAACUGGCCUCCGGACUGCAACCGAUCGGUGGAAUUGUCCAGACAGCAGCCCAGAGCCAUCGUGACCAGUCCGGGAUUUCCACGCCAUUAUCCCGACAACACGGACUGCGAAACCGAUAUCACGGCGCCUUCUGGUUAUCGACUCGUGCUGGAUUUCGAAGAGCUGGUCCUCGAGAAUGAACCAUCAUGCAGCUACGACUAUCUGGAGAUUUUGGAAAAUAACAACAUGAGCGCGACGAUAAAUUCGAGCUCGUCGAGGCGUCUGUGCGGCGACUGGAGUUCCAAAUUGAAACUGCUUCGACACGUCAGUAACAGGUCGAAGCUGAAAUUAAAAUUCAGCUCAGAUUACUCCCAUCAUUUCGGCGGGUACAAGGCACGCGUCUCGAUGGAAAGUGCAUCCCAUUGCUCGGACGAUCGUCUUCAGAUGUUCAACAACUCCUGCUACCUCUUCGUGAGCUACCCCGAAGUGACGUGGCCGACGGCCCAGGAAAUAUGCAGAGGCAAAAAAAGUCAAUUAGCGUCGGUCCUGAGCCCGGAAGAAGAGCGUUUCAUCACAACGAAUAUCCGAAAGUCUGUCGAAUACCGAACUAGCGCUCUUUACUGGCUCGGCGGGAGGUCCGAACCACAUUCUGAUUUUAAGUGGAUCGAUGGAAAUUCCAUGGAUUACAUGGGAUGGCUUCCUGGGCAGAAACCCCCGGACGGUGAAAUCGCCAAAAACUCGGAAAAUGUCAGGUGUCUCAGCAUCCAGUGGACCCCCAGCCCCACUCCGAUGCUCCCCAGCGGCCUCUAUUGGAAGUCCUACCGCUGCAACAGCCACGGCGGCUACGUCUGCAAGAAGCCCAGCCACCAGCUCUCCGGCAUCGGCGUCAACUUCAACAAGACCGUGAACGGCAGCGACGGCACGCUCACCACGCCCCGUUACCCCGAGAACUACUACAACCACCUGGACUUCUCCGUGCGCAUCCUCGGUCCGGACCGCACCCGUCUGGUGGUCAAGUUCCAGAAGAUCGACAUCGAGGCCCAGCUGGAGUGCCUCUACGACUACGUAGAGCUGAGCAGCGGGCCGCAGGGCGGCGACGCCGUCAAGUUCUGCGGGGUGCACGACACGGACAUGCACCGGUUCAACUUCGUCGCCGAGGGCAACGAGAUCGAGCUGAGGUUUCAUUCGGACUACUCGAUUUCCGGCAGCGGGUUCUCGUUGGGUUGGCACGCGGUGGACGUGUCGUCGUGCAACCAGAAGACGCUCACGGCGAAGGAGGGGGUGUUGAAGAGCCCCAAUUAUCCGGAUUUCAUAUUGGGGCGACUGGAUUGCGCGCUGACGGUGCUGGCGCCCGUGGGGAAGAGAGUGUGGUUGGAGUUUGAGGAUUACGAUGUGGAGAAGACGUUCCUGCAGGAGAUCUCACACAACACACAUGGGAAGAACUUGUACGACAAUAACCAAACAGACUCCAGCAUCAAACUAACCGACACGGCCGUCCUCGAGCUGCGCCUCGGCAAAGAAACCGCCCCUUUCAGACCCUUCGAGACGGAAAAUCUCCUCACCGAAGGCAGUUUCCUUUCAACCGAAGAGCGUCUGAAGAUCAGUUUCCGAACCGGCGACCAGCCCUCCGGUAAAGGAUUCCGCGCUAUCUACAAAAUCAUCACAACAGCGAGCGAAGAGAAAUUCAUCAACCUAAAGCACAACUCGUCCGGGGCACUUCUUCACCUCAAUUACCCCGACACUCCUCCACUUAACGUUAAUUUUCUACAGCAUUUUAUCGCACCUCUGGGAUGCGUCAUUUCUUUGGAGCUCUUCCACGUCAAGCUCAGCGAUACCGAGUGUCUCGACGGAAACGGCGUGAUAGAAGUUUACGACAAUUAUUACGACACUAACGGUACUACCUGGAGGAUGUGUUAUGACGCCAGCAGCGAGGAGGCGGUGCUUCCGGUGACCCCGAUAUCGAUCACUUCGUUUCUUAACACGCUGCAUCUGAGGCAGAGAAGUGGGGCCGUGGGGAUUUCGCUGAAUGGGAGUCUGAGGGUUCAGGAGGAUGUGCUGUUUAAGGCGAAGCUGUUGAGACACAAGGACGGAGAAGUGGAGGCUUGCGAGCCGAAUCCGUGUCAGAACGGAGGGAAGUGCAUGACGAAAGAAAAUCGCAGCUUUUGCCAGUGUAUUGGACAUUUCACAGGCCUUCUGUGCGCCCUCACCAAAUGCGAACUCCAACCCUGCGUCUUCGGAACGUGCGAGCUCACCAACUCCAGCUACAAGUGCCACUGCAAGACCGGAUACAUUGGCCCCACGUGCGAACAGAAGAGGAAACCCUGCGAGGGCAACCCCUGCGAGAGUCGUGGAGUCUGCAUCGAACGCGGCGACGGCUUCCAGUGCCGCUGUCACGCCUGGUGGGAGGGCCCCAGGUGCGAGAAAAAGAUGCAGCACAUACCCUACAAGCCGCUGAGUGAGAGGAUGUUCCACGAGCCCUUCUGGCUGGGGCUGAUGACGGUGUUCGUGGUGAUGGCAGUCAUAGGGCUGGUGUGGUGCGCGAAGAGGCACUUCCCCGAGAAGAUCGAGAAGCUGCUGAACGAGGACAACGACAGGAACAGGAGCACGAUAUCAUCACUGCGAAGUUCGUCCGUUCGUGAACAGCUCGCCGUGGCGUCAGGGGCGGCUUCGGUGACGGUGACCCCCAGCCCAGGUCCGACGGCGCCCCGUUCUCUAUUCGGCCGCCUCGGUAUCCGCAAGCCAUCCAUCCUCAGCCUGACCAGUCCACACGCCAGCGGCUACGUGCCGGCCACCGCCCGAACGUUUAGUUUGGACGAUUUGCUAAAACCUCCCCCGAGACGCACACCUUCUCCAAAAAAGAAACGCAACAACUCCACCCCCACUAAGAAAAACGCCGCCGAGAAGAAGCAGAUCCUCCAACAACUCAUCUCCCCCAACAACAAGCAGCUCUCCCGCAAAGUGAGCCUCGGCGAGCUAAUGCAGAUGAGCGAGCGCAAACUGAAAGAAAACGAGCAGAAAACCGAUGGCACGGACGCCGAAGCCACGAAGGAGACGAAAUUCGGCGGAGACAGCCUCCAGACCGCCCUCAGCGACCCCAAGCUCGAGAAGAAAGUGACUUUCGCCCGAUUGCUGAACAAAGUAUCCGCGGAGAUGAGCUCGGGCUCGGAGAUGGAGUUGGGUAUCAUGCAAAGCGGCCGGCUCGGGUGCGUGUUCGCGGGGGCGGCGGCGCGGCCCUCGAGCACGCCGCCGUCCCCGAACGUGGAUGCGCGCUCGCCUAAUAGUACCUCAAGCAACCAAGGUAGCGACUCGUUCACGAGCUCAGACCUCGCGAUUCCCAGCGCGCUGAGCUCGAGCGUGUCCGACUUGCUGAGGUCGGGCCAGGUGAGAGCGGGGCAGGGUAAUCGCUUCGCGGGGAGGCAGAAGCCAGCUAGUGCCGAUUCUAUCCUGGCGAUGUUCCGGAACUUCUCGACGAGCUCGGCGGGGGUGAAUUUGCCGCCGUCGCUGAAAGUGUCGCCGUCGACGACGCCUACGGCGUCGUCUCCGCAGGAUGAUAUUGCGGGCGACGACGAGUCGUCCACGUCGCCGGUGUCGUUCUCGAGCGGGGCACCGGAGAGCCCCAUCAUGCACCACCAGAGCACCAUCGAGGUGCCGGUUCUGGAUCCACUGAGCGCACACAAGUCGUCGAGUUGCGGCAGUAAUCUGCUGCAUCCGCCCACGAUACUCUUAGAGAUACCGAGCACAAUCAAUAAGUGCCUUUCGCCCAUUAGGGAGAUGCCUACGCCGUUACCCUCGCCGAUGCCGUCGCCGGCGCUCACGCCCAUCAUGCGACGGACCACUCUUUCUUCCGUGGAGGAUGCGGAGAUGAGCGACGACAGGAUCUCGGUGGAGCUGCCGAAUAUUUCGAUUAGCGACGGGGACGACGACGACGACGUGCCGUGCACGCAGGACAUCGCGAUCGAUCCCCAAGCGGAGGAUGGGUUCAUCCUGGAGGAGGCGGCGGCCAUGCAGCAGAACAGUGCCGGGAUGCGAGCGAAGGCUCGCCCACCACCUCUCGGCCAAACCUCCGCCUCAUCGUCCUGCUCGUCGCAAGCUCACCCCCUCGUCAUCCCCAUGCUGACAAUCCAAACCCCUUCGCCUACUCAUUCCAAACCCCCGUCCAUCCUCUUCUCAGGUACACCCGGCUUUCCAGGUUCUCCCCCUCCCCAAAAAUCGCACCUGCAGGAGCCCUCUUUCCAGUUUCCCCCGCCGAAACUAACCCGCAAACUCUACAAGGACCUCGACAAGCCCAACUCGUUGGACCUCCCGUGCGCACCCCCCAUGAUAACCAUCACUUGUAACAUGAGCGAAGCCGAAUCAGACGCCGAAUCCAUAUCACCCGCGAACAAAGCUGCGGCUCAUCUUGGAGGGGCGACGGGAGGGAUGACCUACUUGAGUCCUUUUCCCAUGGGGGCCCGAGGAGACCACAACGCAUCAGAAUCCAACUUGAGUUCAUCUGGAUAUAGUUCGAUGGCCAGUCCAGGACCGUCGAGAUGUGGGUCGAGUAAUCCGUUGUGUCCUUCGGAAAUGGAGGAUCAAGGGCCUCCCGGAUCAGGCACGUCACACAGGAGACCUUCGCCGGUUUUGAAGGCCAACACAAGCGGGAACGAGAAAGGAGAGAUUAAAAACCAGCAGGAUCAAAGAAGGGGGAGGUCUGAUUCGGAAACGCUAUCCGACGAUCCUCUUCUAGAAUCGAAUGACGAAGGAAUCGGGACGGAUCACAUAGAUGAAAAAAUCGAAGAGGGUGACCUAAAGAGUGCGAAAGAACUAGAAGUGUUCAUGGUCAGUGAAGGUGAAAACAAGACUCUUUUAGAGAUACCUAUGGUUCCUGUGAAAGCGAAGAGUUUGGAGGAUACGAUGGAGCGGCUUUUGCCGCCACCAUGUGGAAUGAAAACCCUCCAGCUCCCUUCCAUCGUGGUUCAGUGCGACCCUUCCGGCUGCGAAAAACUCUUGAGCCCGAUGAGUUCGCGCAGUGAAAGCCCUUUGAGUGACCGCAGCGGCAUCGGGAGGUUCUCCCCUCAGUUCUACGGAAGACACAAAGACUUGCUCCCUUUCACAGACUCUGAUGGCCUCUACGACUUCCCUAGUACGGAUAAAGUAAAUGUGAUGACGAGCACCCAACACAAGAAAACCAGCAGGAAACGAGAGAAGAAGCUGCUGAGGAACUGCAAAACCCCGAGUCCCACAAAACCGACCAAUCCACUUUCGCCGCACAACCACCUAGAUGUUCCGUGUAAAGACAAUUAUUUCAAGGUGCCCCCGCCGAGGAAGCUUAGUCCUAAGCGCAGGGUAACGCGUUCGCAAGUAGUUAGUUCGAGUUCUAGUUCGGAUAGUUUAAAUUCGUGUCGAGAGGUUAAGAUGUCGAGUUCGAGUCCUAGUCCUGACACUAUUAGGUGGUCUUCGCCUAUCGAUUGGUUGGAUGACAAGUGCCAACAAAAAAUGCAUGAAGGGGAAUACGAUGAUGUUAAUACUGCGAUGUUGCCAAAGCCGGCUGAGGUGGCGAAACAUCAAAAGAUUAGUCGCUUGAGAGCGAUCAGUCAUCAGAUUAGAUUUCUGCGAAGGUUGGAACUGAGCCUGAAACGAAGAGAGCGCACCAUCAGUCCGUCGGAUAGCUUGGACAGUGGCGGCGACGACGAGUCUCCACGGGCGACAUCCCCUCUCCUCCAGCAAUCGAAAGGCCCCAAGAUAGAAAUCCGAAAAAGCAGUAGCAUAGGAAAAUUACCCAGCAGCGGUCAAAAAUGCAAAACAAAACGAGCGAGGUACAAACGUGGUGAACUGUUACUUCCCCAACAAGAAGAGAAAUCCUGGAAACGGAUCGUGAUAACAGGAAACGGUCAUUCCGAUUAAAAUAAGUGUUUUCAAUAAUCGUACUUUAAAAUAAUUUUUAUUAAAACACAAUGUACUGAUAGGUAAAUAACGAAGAAACAAAAAACGAAUAAAUUAAUAAUAUAUUCUAAAACAUCGAACAAUCAUAAAUGUAAUUUUUAACUUAUGAACGCAAUAUUUUAAAAGUGGAGAAAUCUCGAAGCUUGUUGAAAUGUAAAGCAUUUAUCGAAUUUAUAAUGGGUAUAUAUUCAUUUAAUGCUCAAAACGCGUUGUUGUUAAAUGUUGCACAUUGUUUCGUUCUUGUUUGUUUGUUCCAUCGAACGUUGGUCGAACAACCGAAGCAAACUUGGAUUAGUUACGUCGACACCGUUGCUUCGAUUUUUCGACGAACGCGUAAAAUGUUAUACUGUAAUAAAUGUAAAUAUGUCGUCCAUGACAUUCAAAAUGGUUCCCCGAGGGAUUCACCCAAAAUUCAAGCUGACCUGGUUCAAGAGGAACACAUAGAAGGGCUUGUACAUGAGACUGAUUUUCUACUAUUUAAAUUUUAGCCAUUCUUUGUUCGUUCAUGAUGUAUUUGUAUUUGCACUGUUCAUGUCCAGUCCCCGUUUGUACUCCCACAUGUUAUUGUCAUACGGGUAUCGUUAUUCGUUGAUACCACUGUGAUAGACCUCUACUACUACACUGUAACUUCUACAGCAAUAUUAUGAAGGGAGCAAGAGUCUUUUCGGCACAAACGAGCAAUUAUAAUAUGUAGAAUUGCGCACUCUUUACUAAACAACUACUUUUCUUUGUGACUUAUUCGUAAAACUUAAGAAGUCUUUCAUUAGGCCAUGCAUUUAAAAAUAUAUAUUUUCUAUGUUGUUUAUUUGCUGUACUCAUCGAAAUUUUAAUA